Messenger RNA from Fukomys damarensis (Damara mole-rat), 1216 nucleotides. It is a transcript of the gene Tmem217, whose product is annotated as transmembrane protein 217. Bases 493 to 1047 code for a protein of 184 amino acids. The record is from RefSeq and is a predicted model, not a curated record. The transcript is spliced from 2 exons. NCBI's taxonomy places the organism in Eukaryota, Metazoa, Chordata, Mammalia, Rodentia, Bathyergidae.
CCAACUUGAGCUGAAGUAAGAUCCGGCUGGAGGACUGUUGUCACUUUCUCUGCUCACAACCCCGCAGGCAGCGCCUGAGCCGUCACCGCACCCCGAGUCCCGGCUGAGAUUCCGGCGCGCUGACCCCGGGCGCCAGGCAACCACCUGUGCUGGGUGGGGACCCCGGAGGACGAGCGCUGUCUAAAGCGGGGAGCAGGUCUGGGGCGGGCCCGGGCUCCUGCCCAGACCCCGCGGGCCCUGACGCCUGUCUUCGCCCACCUCUCCGCCGAGGCCAGUCCCGGGGACCUCCGCCCUCAGACCCGGUCUGCACCCCACACCGAGCAGUCCCGCUCCCCUGUGCGUGACAGCUGCCCAGACGCCGCCCGGAAACCCCAGCGCCCGCAGCGCGGGUUCUCUCAGACCAGUCUUCCGGCCUCGGAGGCGCCCCAGGCCCGCAGGAUUUAAGGAUCCGGACCCGUGAAGGAGCCACUUCCAGAAGGACACAGAUCUCCCAUGGAAGCCAGGACGGUGACCUUGAUGGUCAGCCUGUUCUCCAUCCUCAACACCUUCCAGUUCUUCAUCCUGGACAUCGAACAACUGACGCACAUCGGCUACGAAGAAAAGUUCAGCCUCUACCUGGACACAAAGUCCGCGCUGGCGUCCUGGAUCCUGACCCACAGGAGCACCGUGGCCGGCCUCCUGUCCCUCAUCACCGUCGCCGUCAGCUGCGGCCUCCUCUACAGUGUCCACCAGAACAGCUACAAGGGGCUGCUGCUCUACGCGCUGUGGAUCGUGGCCUUCGAGCUGGGCAGCUUCUCCCUGCUGCUGUACACCAGCGGCCUCGUCCGGAAGCAGUUCCGGGUGCUGACGCACCUCUGCCUGGUCCUGCAGGUGUCGCGCAUGGUGCUGCACUUCGCCUGCCUGCCCUGCGUCUUGCGGCACUCCUACGAGCUCUUCGAGGCCUUCAAGAUAGUCACCAAGAUCGGCCACCGCCGCCGCUCCUCCGUCAGCACCGUGGACUCCUGGCCACCGGCGGGGCUGAAGCUCUUGUACCGCAGAUUCAUCUAGGAAGGCCCUGGCCGAGGCCUACUGUCCUCACUGCCUCUGCCCAGGGCUCCAGAGCUAUGGGGUCUUCGAGGAGUGGCCCUGGGGGGUGAGGGUGCCCGGGUCGGUCACCCCCACAGGGCAGCUGCUGCCGCACUGAUGACACUGGCCUCUUGCUGAUUUAACCAUUGUG